UCCCUUAAGUUUUCAUAUAUAGAUCAUAGAAAUGUUGCAUCCAUGAGUGAUAAGCCUAGAUGCAGUUUUCAUUUCAUAAUGCAUUGAAUAUUAAUGCAUCUUCAGAUCGAAUUAUAUAUUAUGAUAUUUAUACGUAUCUUGAAGGAUCGUUCUAAAUGGGUGAAGAAGGUUUGAAGGAUGUGAUACUCAAAAGACGGAAACACAAAGGUAAACACUCCAAACAUUCGUCAAAACAUGAAAAUGAACCCCCACCAGCAAUCCCAGGAAUCCAGCUUAAUUUGACCCAAGUCGCGACACUUUUGUGUACUUACCUAGGGGUAGGCACAAUCAUUUUUUAUCUUGUUCGGGAUCAAAUGAAUGGUAAGAAAACAAAUGGACUCCUAGACUCCAUAUACUUCUGUGUCGUAACAAUGACAACCGUAGGGUAUGGGGAUAUAGUCCCAGAGACCAAUUUUGCAAAGUUGCUGGCUUGUGUCUUUGUUUUUAUCGGUAUGGGUCUUGGUGGCUUUGUUCUUAGUAAAGCUGCAGAUUAUAUAGUGGAGAGGGAGGUAAGUAUGUUUGUAAAAGCCAUAAACGAUCGUGAAACAUAUGGUCCUGAUCAAAUCUUUGAUGACGCUGAGCACGAAACAACUAGACUCAAGUACAAGUUUCUUCUGCUCCUCACACUUAUUGUGGUCCUCGUAAUUAUUGGAACCGUCUUCUUGAUUGUAGUUGAAGACAUGAGUUUCAUCGAUGCUUAUUAUUGCGUGUGUGCUACCAUAACAACGUUGGGUUAUGGGGAUAAGAGCUUUUCAAGCAAGAGAGGACGAGUUUUCGCUAUUGUGUGGAUCUUAACAAGCACAAUCGCAUUAGCGCAACUAUUUGUGUACUUGGUUGAACUAUGGACUCAAAGUAAACAAAGGCAGCUUGUGGAUUGGGUUCUUCGUAGGAAAUUGACAAUUCAAGAUAUUGAGAAUGCUGAUCUUGACAAUGAUAAAAGUGUCAGCCCUGCAGAGUACGUUGUGUAUAAGCUGAAAGAGAUGGGCUUGGUAAGCGAUCAACUUAUCAUGAAUGUAAUGGAAGGAUUCAAGAAUCUGGAUGUUGAUCAAUCGGGAACAUUGACAAGAAACGAUUUAUCAGCCUCAUGCAGACAACCAAGAUAGAGCUCCCACAUGCUUUUAACGGUCCUGCUUCUUACGAGAAAAUACUAGUGCGGUUUUUCUACGUUUCUGCUGAUUGAUAUCCAAAUUAAAUUUCAUGUCUGCAAAUAUUUCAGCAGCUAACAAACAGAGGAAUUAUGGAUUUUUAAUGUUGUACAUUUUUGAAAGUUAAUUUAGAAUGAACAGAUUAAUUCAAGUCAUAUGUAUUGAAUGGACUCAACUAGAGGUACGGUUUUCUCAA
This is a messenger RNA of Erigeron canadensis, 1380 nucleotides long. Its product is annotated as two-pore potassium channel 1-like. Gene Ontology annotation, cellular component: membrane. Gene Ontology annotation, molecular function: potassium ion leak channel activity. The transcript is spliced from 2 exons. The coding region runs from base 156 to 1142 and encodes 328 amino acids. Gene Ontology annotation, biological process: stabilization of membrane potential; potassium ion transmembrane transport. NCBI's taxonomy places the organism in Eukaryota, Viridiplantae, Streptophyta, Magnoliopsida, Asterales, Asteraceae. The record is from RefSeq and is a predicted model, not a curated record.